Molecule: messenger RNA, 3680 nt
Organism: Toxorhynchites rutilus septentrionalis
Lineage: Eukaryota; Metazoa; Arthropoda; Insecta; Diptera; Culicidae
Product: myoneurin-like
Exons: 3
Coding region: 252-2009 (585 amino acids)
Biological process (GO): regulation of transcription by RNA polymerase II
Cellular component (GO): nucleus
Molecular function (GO): DNA-binding transcription factor activity, RNA polymerase II-specific; RNA polymerase II cis-regulatory region sequence-specific DNA binding; zinc ion binding
Source: RefSeq, a predicted model, not a curated record
AAAUAUAAAAAUCACAAAGAAGGGAGAAGACGAAGUGCAUCUUUCGGAAUGAGUGUUCUUUUGCCGUGGAAGAAAUAAUAAAAUAAAUACAUGAAAGUUGAAGGCGGAAACGGCGAAAAACAAGACACCGCUUGGGGAAAACAAUAACAAUUGCCUUGAAGUCACAUCGCGCGUUUGUUUGGAAAGAAUGCCGUUGGUUUCGGUCGAUGGAUAACGUCUAGUUGCUGCAGAGCUUGGAAGGGAAGAAAGCUAUGGAAACAAUCCUCCUGAAGGAAGCAAUAAUCAUGGCCAACAGCAAUAAUAUGUGCCGCUUGUGCUUAUCGGCCAAUGGAAUUACGGAACCGAUUUGCUAUGACCAGCGCGAUCAGUUUCUGCUGCAGAAAAUCUACGAAUGCACUACACUACAGAUCGCCCCACUGAAUGGUAUUCCUUCCUCACUGUGCACAAUUUGCAAAGCACGUCUCGAUGAAUUCUACCAGUUCCGUUGGCAGUGCAUCAAAAAUGACGAAAUCAUUCGUCGCAUAGCGGACAAUUUCCACAAGCAGCAUCAGCAGCAAAGCACCGAACCCAUCGCUAGUCACAAUCCCAAACAGGAGGUGAUCGAUACAUUGCCGCCGAGUGGGGAAAUGCAAACACAACCACAACCCGUGGGCAACUCCUCCGAGUAUACGCUUCAGGAGGACAGGAGAUCCAACGAGCGACAAACACCGAGUGGUUUCCAGCAUUCAGAUCAUAUGACGCAUGGGCGGCCAGAACAGACAAACUAUAGCGCUGGCAGUGAGCAACAUGGUCAUACCCAAUACAAUAUUGGCGACAAUGGACCGUCUUCCAACAUUGGAACCAUGGGUGCAGAACACUCGGUAGGAUUUCCACCGGACACAAAGUACCCGAUGCCACUCACCGUUGCGCACCAGUUUGACUUUGCGGAUUUUCGGAGGAAGCGUGGUCGCCCACCCAAGCAAAAAUACGAUCAAUAUCACCACCCUGCCGUGAAAUACGACGGGAGUUCUAUUGAAGAUAUCAAAGUGCAUGCAGCUGCAGUUGAUGGCGGUUCCAAUUCCAGUGCAUCAGAUAACAUACUAACCUUCGGUGAUAAUCACGGUCGAGCCAAUGAUUAUCAGCAAGAAACGACCUACGGUGGAUGGACUCCACCAACAAAAAUCAAGCUGGAACAAAUAGAUCACCAACAGGUGCGCUACGAUGAGCAAUUGUCAUCCCCGGAGCAACAUCACCCCAAACGGGAGGAAUAUUUAAAACUUCCAUCCACGAGUACGGUUCAAACCAUACUGACGCCGGAUGGGUUUGUGAAACGCAGUCGGGGUCGACCCCCAAGGGAAGGAGGCUGCCCGAAUCAGGAUCGAACCGAGUAUCGUUUUCAGUGCCAAUAUUGUGACGCUAGAUUCAAAGCCGCAAUAAAUCUCAAAUUGCACACCAACACCCACACCGGGGAACGACCCUACAAGUGUCAACUGUGUGAUAAGUCAUUCGCCCAUCCCAGCAAUUUGAGCGUCCACACGAAACUACACUCCCAAGAACGAGUGAAGCGAGAGGGGAUUCCGUCGGAGAAAAAGUUCCAAUGCCCCUACUGUAAUACACUUUUCGCGCUUGCUUUCCAGCUGAAAAUACACAUUAACACCCAUACGGGCCAAAAACCGUACAUCUGCAAAAACUGUGGCAAAGGAUUCGCUCAGCCAAGUAAUCUGCAUGUGCACGUUAAAAAGCACUGCCAUAAAAAAGUUGACUACGAAAGACACCGAACUACUAGUGCAUCAUCCCAACACAAUUCGUUGCCUCCACAGCCGCCUCCAUCCGAUCUGCCGCAAUAUCCACAUUACCAGGCGACUCAAAUGCACUUACAUCCACCGCCGACUCCUUCAUCUCCUCCUGCUCCCCUUCCACACCAGCAACAGUCACCACCACGGCAGCCGAUCCAGAGUUCCGGGGUAACUCCCCCAGCGCACACCUCCUUGGGUAUGCCGCCACCACCACCACCUGUAAUGCUGGUGUAAAACGUAGUGUUAAGUGAAGGAGAAAAAUGGGUGGGUUAUAUCUAUGAUAUAACCGCAAGGUUGACGUGGGACUACCUUAGCUUAUCAAUCAUUCGUUUGUAUUGAUUAAAUGUUUGAUGGAAUGAAACAAUUCCCGAAUUCAAUUGAAUUCAAUAUAUUUGAUUUGUAAGUAAAAAGAUUGUGAAAUGUCAUGUAAGGUAAAUUCAUGCAUUGUGAUAGUAAAUUUAAUGACCUUUUACGGUUUGUGAACGGGAGAAUUUUCAAACGAUUAUUUUAUUUUACAUUUGCUUCUGAAGUUUGCAUCUCUCAAGUGUACGUACUUAUCGAACCGCGCAUUCGCUUGAUUAUAUGAACUUCAGGCACUCAAUUCCGAUUUUGACAUGUAUGUCGAACGCAUAUUGUUUAAUGAAUAGGCGUUAUCGCAGCAAAUGGUUAACAACAUUUUGCCUAAUCAUCAAAUGGUAUGCGUAGAAAUUCAAUGAGCGGAAGAUAUGAAGGUAUAUCCUUCAAUACAAUAAUGAAUAACCGAGCCAAAGCAUUGUGUUCGUACCCGCUUUUGUAAUCCGUGCUAGGAAAACACUUUGCGGAGUGCAAAAAAAUGCGGGUGCAGAGAUACCCCCGACUUGCAUGAAUCAAAAACUUCAACUUCUACUUUUUAUACUAUAAAGGAUUUAAACUUGAAAGUUCAUUCGUCUCUAGUGUCUGCACGAUUUUCCCAGGUUCCUAAGUUUAGGAGACCGUGUUAAAGAAACAUAUUCUAGUUUGCACAAAGGCAAGCGAGUACAAAAGUACUCGAAGCUUGCAUUUAUUUGCAGAGCCGAUUUUCCCAGACAUUUUGGUUUUGAAGUCUGUGUUAAGCAAACACAUUUCAGUCGGAACAAAAAUGCCACUGACUUGCAUGAAUUUACAAUGCCAAUUUCCUCAGACACCUUGGUUCUGAAGUCUGUGUUGGGGAAACACAUUUCAGUCGGAACAAAGAUUCCCCCGACAUUCAUGUAUUUGCAAUGUUGAUUUCCCCACGCUACAUGGAUUUUAACUCUGUGUUAGGGAAACACAUUUCAGUCGGACCAAAAAUGCCCCCGACUUUCAUGUAUUUGUAAUGCUGAUUUACCCAAGGCUGCUUGGGUUUGAUGGCUGUGUUAGGGAAAUCGUAGACCGGGCCAAUCAAAAUGAGGCAGUUAUGCCGUUUAGAUAACGCUUAACAUUUUACAGUUAUUCAAUUGUUUAUCUAAUGAAAAAUAACAUUUUAUUAAUUGCGAUAGAAGCGUAGAAAUAUUGAUGCAAACAUCUUUCCGAUCCAGUAAGAAAUGUUCGAGUUAUAAGCAUUCGGAAUCUUUCAUUUUUUCCUGUAUGUUCUGUAUUUAGGUUUUCAUUUUACCCCCCAUAUACUCCGGUUAGACGUAGUCCCACGUCAAUAAAAAAAGUAUAACUUUGUAGACUCACAACAAGAGAACUGUCUAAUCAAAACUAUGUAUGCAAUUUAGGUACGUUCGAUCUAAGUCCCCUAGGCCCUAAGUUAUUAAAUUGUAUCCCAGAUGAUUAUCUAUUUUCUACGUACUAUUUUUACGUAUCGUAACAGCGCUGCUAGUAGGACUGUAGCAUAUUACCGUUCUUUUAUACAUAUAUAUUUAUACCGUUUGUUGAACAAUAAAUACUACUGAACAGUAUGCU